Messenger RNA from Brugia malayi, 9906 nucleotides. RefSeq names its product CG3921-PA, putative. The record is from RefSeq and is a predicted model, not a curated record. The coding region runs from base 1 to 9906 and encodes 3301 amino acids. NCBI's taxonomy places the organism in Eukaryota, Metazoa, Nematoda, Chromadorea, Rhabditida, Onchocercidae. Gene Ontology annotation, cellular component: membrane. The transcript has 50 exons.
AUGAUAAAACAUGAUUUAAAAUGGAUAAAAUUAAAAUUGCAACAAUAUUAUCACAAUCAUCAUUUCUCUUAUUGGCAUAUGACUACAUUAUCAACGAUCAGCGAUCAAUUAUUAUCAUUUAUCAGUGUUAAUGAUAUGAUUAUUGAAGUAUUACUAUCUUCAUUUCGAAUAUUUUGCUAUCACUUUUCCUCAUUCAUAUUACAAAUAUUAAUUUUCAACCUUAUAUUACAAACAGUUUUAUUACCAUAUGCUAAUGGUAAAACAGAUAUUUCUAUUGCUAAUUCUAAUUCAAAUAAUUCCGGCAACAUUAUUUCUCAAACGGAUUCGUCAUUAUCAUCAUUACCGGAUGAUAUUUUUGACAGACAUGAACCGAUCAAAAAUAUUAUUGGAGGUGUGUACUCAAGUAAUAUAACUUUAUAUUACCGUAAUUCACCAUAUCAUGUCCAAACCGAUUUGACAAUUGAGACGAAUGCCGUUUUAACAAUCGAAACUGGAGUACGAAUUUAUUUCGAUAAUGGUAUUGGAAUUAAAAUUAAAGGAGCUAUAAGGGCUAUGGGAAAUGAGUUUGCUCAUAUUCAAAUGUUACCAUAUCAACAAAUUAUCAAUUAUGAUUUGCAAAUGCCACAAUUUCGUCUUAUUGAUGGGACAUCCGUACGACAGGGACGAUUACAAAUUAAAUUUCAAAAUCGUUGGCGGUCAAUUUGUACAAAGCUAACAAACUGGACAUCAACAGAUAUUAGCACAGCAUGUCGAUCGAUGGGUUUCAAUGAUGGCGGUUUCUGGAAAUGGUAUAAGCGAAACAACGAUACAUUUCCAUUUGUGAUGCCAUAUCCGAAAUGUCCACCAAAUGUUUCAUCGUUGUGGAAUUGCGAAGGAUUCAGUAAUCCUAAUGCAAUACCAUUAAGUGAAAAUCUUUGCCAAGGUGAAGAUGAUUUAGGAAUUCAUUGCUGGGGAAUACCGGUAUUUCUUGAAUCGGAAAAACAUUGGAAAGGUUUGCAAAUAUUCUCAUCAUCAUUACAGUAUGUAAAUUCCGAUCCUGAUAUGGUUGCCUUACAUCAGGAAUCUACCAGUAAACUUGAAUUUGUUGACAUACUAUAUGCUGGAUACGAUGGGUCAACCAAAAAUACAACAGCAUCGGUUUGGAUUGAAGGUAUUCCACCGAUUAUGAAUGGCCUUCGGAUUGAGAGAAGUGCCGGUGAUGCUAUUCAUCUUGAACAACUCACCGGUCCUGUUGUCAUUGCUAAUUCAACCAUCCGUAAUAAUAGAGGUCAUGGAAUAGCGGUAAUGAACACUACUGAUGGCCGAGUUUUUAUUAAUAUGACAACUAUUACCGGGAAUUACGGUGACGGUAUACAUUAUCGUGAAGGAUAUGACACGUCUUGGUAUUCUGCCGUAUCUAGUAAUGGACUUGAAAAUGAUUUAGUGCAAUUUCAAAAUAAUAAAAAGCCAAGAUUGGAUAUGUGUAUAGAACAUAAAAUACCGCAUACUUUCUUUUUUCCACAUUUAAUUCAAGCAAAGCUUAUCAAUGGAACUGUAAUUGAUGGUAGCAAUGCUUCACCUUGUUGGAUGAUAGUAUCACUACCAACCGAACUACCGUAUACCUACAGUAUACAAUUUGUGGCAGUGAAAAAUGAAAAUGAUGAAAAUCUGGAUUCGGAAACUAGAUUAGUCAUAUGUAAUGCAAAUGUGAAUUAUGAUGGCUGUGAUAGUGAACGAUAUCGUAUCCCAAUUUUGAAUAAUAUUCUUCCUCAAACAGUUUCAUUCCGGACUACUGAUCAACCAAUAUUUCUUUCGUUAGAGCAUAUACCAAGUGGGCUAAGUGGUCGAGUUGCUGGUGAUAUUAAUUUAAUUUUUCGAAUUCAUGCUUCUGUUACUGAUAAAGCAUUUUACGGUUUGAAUAUAACGCAUACGCUAAUAGCAAAUAAUACGGGAAAUGGCAUUUUGGCGCAAGAUAUACGUGAAAGAACAGUGUUAACAAAUGUAACAAUAAUGGAAAAUGAGGGGAAUGCGGGAUUUUUGGUGCGUGAUGGUGCGGCAGAUAUAUGGAUUAAUGCAUCACGAAUCAGUGACAAUUGGGGUGACGGUAUUAAUAUUUCAUAUGCUGGUGGUUCGAUUACAAUUAAUGGUACCAUAAUUAGUGGCAACAAAUGGCGAGGUUGUGCAUUUCAUCAAAAUACCUCAUCGCCAUAUUUACCUCUUCAUCAAGAAAUUAUUAUUAAAGGACGUCCAUCGAAUAAUAUUUUUUAUUUACGUACACAAAUUGUUGACAAUGCAUGGGGUGGUAUUUUAAUUGGAAAUUUUUGUAUACCAUUAUGGAAAAAUAUUCAACCAAAGGUGCUAAUAAGUUGGACUGAGUUAAUCGGAAAUCGUUACCAUGCAUCUGUUGAGAUAUUCGCAUGUCAGAAAGUUGGAAUGGCUAAUACCAUUGUUGAUUUUACCGGAAAUAGAAUUGAAGGUGGUCUAGGUGUAGGUUUCCGGAUGGAACCAGCUGUAAAUACCAUAACGAUUAUAUCAAGUAAUCAAUUUAUUGCAAACAAUAAUACUGCCUUGAUCAUUCGAAAUGCUCGUUAUCCACAAUUGUAUAAUUUACCUGCUCAGGUGAUUAUUUCAAAGAAUUCAUUCAAAUUUAAUAUCGGCCAAAGUAUCGUUUCUCUUGGCAUGGUGGAAGGUUCCCAAAUUCAAAAUAUUACAUUUAAUCAACAAAAUGAAGUUCGAGAAAAUCGUGUCAUUAAUCCAUUUCCUUACCUUAAUCCACGGUCUACUCCAUAUGCUGCUUUAGUGGUUUCUAGCAGCAAUAUAAUAAUCAAUCGUAACUGUUUCAAAAAUCCUCAAGCAACAUAUGAAAUUGCUAGUGAACUUGCUGAACAUGCUAAAUGGAUCGAUGCUCGGGAAAAUAAUUGGGGCUACCCAAGGCCUGAGUUAUUUAUGCAUCGAAUUUUUGAUCAAUUCAAUCGUUAUACCUUAGCUGUUAUUGAAGUAAAUCCAUUUGCUGCUGUAUGCAAUCAACGAAGGCCUCAUAUUACUACCGUACAGCAAUACUAUCGUUCAUUUCGGAAAGAUAGUGAACCAUACAUUUUAGGUGGUACAAUUUGGGAAAAUCAAGAUUUAGGAAAGGGUUUGUAUACAGUAGUAGAUGAUUUAAAUAUUGUACCUGGAGCUCGUCUUACAUUAUCACCAGAUACUGUAUUACAAUUCAAUAAUGGUUUAGGGAUGUUGAUUCAGGGUGAAUUAGUGCGAGCGGAAUUGCAUUCCUCUGAUGAAAUGGUUAAAUUCACAGGUGCACCGUUUACUCUGCCUCAGCUACCGAAUAUUCGUCUAGUGGAUGAAAACAAUAAAACUGAUGUUCUUUCUGGUCGUUUAGAAGUAUUUGUUAACAAUCAGUGGGGUACAAUUUGCAAUAGAAGUUGGACCAAAGAAUUAGGAUUACUGGCAUGUAAUCAACUUGGCCUUAUAAUGGAUCCUGAAUAUUUUGAAAAUUGGCAAAUAUUUCCAUCUCCGGGUGAAUUACCAAUAGUAAUGGAUAAUAUUCGUUGUGAAGAAAAUGAAUAUGAUAUUACAAAUUGUCGACAUGAUGGUGUUGAUCAUAAUAUUGCAGCAUCAUGUUUACCAACAAAUGUUGUCGGUUUACGAUGUAUGGAGCCUUGUUGGAGUGGUGUUCGAUAUUCUUUCCUUGCAAAUCCACCAUUAGUUACGGGUCAAAGUUCCAUGGAAAAAUGGAUUAUUGAAAAAGCGGGACUUUUCGACUUUCGUAUACCAAAAUUUAGUCCAGCAUUACAGAUUGAUUGGAAUUGUCAUACGUUUCAUAAUUUGUACAUUAGAAAUAAUUUUUGGAAUGGUAUUGAUAUAGUAUACAAUGAUUUAACAAGAAAGCCAGCAAUUCGAAUGAGCCAAUUUGAAAAUAAUCGUCGUCAUGGCUUCAAAAUACGUUCACAGGGAAUUACAAUUCAUAAGGUAUCUCUAACCGGAAAUGAACAAUCCGGUUUUCGAUAUAAUCCAAUGAUAACUAAUGAUUUACAACGUGAUAUAGUGACGUGGUUGGAGCGUAGAGAGCAACCGGAAAUGGAAGCUAAUAAUGUUUUCAUAAUACCUAACGUAAAUAUCGAUAAGUUAACGGUUCAUGAAUCACAUCUUAAUCAACGAAAAUUUUUAAUUGCUAAAGUAACAUCGGACUGUCCACUUGCACUUCUUGAUCCAUGCAUUUAUGAAAUGUCAUUAUUUGCAAGUGGCCAUGAAUAUGGUUUGAAUUCAAGAUUAGCUAUACAAGUUAUUAAUUGGGUUAAUGAGGAAAGCGAUGAAGAUAUCCUUCUAAUGGAUAAUAUCGGGAAAAAAAUUUGGAGUGUACGUAAUGAUCUCAUUCAUUUCCCCAUUUUAUCACUAUCAAAUACAUUACAAUUAAAAUAUACGCGAACAUACGGGAAACCAUCAGUAAUCAUUUUGGUACUUUUUCUUGAUGCACAAGAAUAUUUGAAUCGAUAUGUGCAUGUGUAUCAAUCAGAAAUAAUCAAUAAUCGAUAUGCUAUAUCAUCAAUUCAUUAUUCAAAUUGGAUAACACAAAAUGAUAAUUUGUUGAAUCGAUUUGCAAAUGAAAAACUUUGGUUUCAAAAAGUUGAUUUUAUUAAUAAUACGGAUGCAAUUAUAUGGAUUCAUUCACCACAACAUAUCAUUUUUAAUAAUACACCAAUUGCAAAGAUUGCUUAUCAUAUUGAUAACUGUUCGAUAAUUAACAAUACUGGAUCAAUUAUUGAAUCACAUUAUGAUCUUUACAAUAGUGCUAAUAUAUUUGAAUGGUUUUUUUGGUCCAAUACUUUUGAAAAUAAUGCAAAUAGUACAAUAAUGAUACAUUUACCUGAUACUAUCAAUUUAUCAGCUCAGCAAAUUCAUUCUCUCAAAAUGACAGAAAAUCGCUUUGAAAAUAAUACAAAUUUUGCAAUAUUUAUUAAUGGAUAUUAUGCAUUUAUUAAUAUAUCAUCCAAUAAUUUCACAAACAAUAAUGCACCAAAUGAAAUUGGCUUAAUUACAUUAAAUGGAAUGGAAAAAACUUUAUUCUUUGAACGAAAUCGACUCAUUUACAAUUACGGUUGUUGGAUGUUAAAAAUGAAUAUUCGAUCUCAUUCAUUACGUAAUAAAGCAACAGCUUGGAUUCAAUAUAAUUACUUUGUGCAAAAUAGUUUUUUACAUAAUACGCAAGAAUACGUGGAUAUGUGGCCACGAUCAUUUACUAUUGGCAUAUUUGGAUCACAAUUAGCUAAUAUUCAUUUUAAUCGUUUAUGGAAUAUUUUAUUUGAUUUCGAGCUUAUUUCUGGCGCUAAGAGCGCAAAUGUGAAGGAUACGAUGAAUGUGACCUAUAAUUGGUGGGGUGUCGCUAAUGAAGCUGCAAUUAAUCAACGAAUUUUUGAUUUUGAUGAUUGGAAUAUUUUUACAUUGGCAUUAUUUAGUCCAUUUUAUGUUACAAAGGAGAAUUUCAUUAGUUUUUGGUGGAAACCACAAAAUGGACAAUUAGCAAAUGAAAAGCAUUCAGAACCAUCCAUUUAUAAUUUAAAUGGUCGUAUUUACGAGUCUAAAAUUCUCACUUAUAAUCGUGAACGUUGGCAUGAAUUUCCAUUUCAUUAUAAGCCAUUUGAACCGUAUCGAAUUAUUAAAGAUUUAACAAUUAUGCCUGGUGCAACACUUACUAUUGAAAAAGGUGUCGAAGUACAUGUUUGGCCAAAUGUUCGUAUCCUUGUUUUGGGUAAUUUAAGAGCAGAAGGAACAUACUGGGAGCCAAUACGUUUUAAGCCAAUUAACGUAACGGAAUACGCAAAAGAACGUGAUACAAUCACGUCACGUCAUAAACGCUCAAAUCAACAUUGUUCAUUCAUUCAAUCCAAUAAUUUAUGCCAUUACCAAACAAAGCGACAAAUUAAAUGGUAUGGAAAAGAUACAAUUAAUCAAUAUUUUCCAUCAUUAAAUCGAUAUAAUUCAUAUUAUCAACAAUUUGGAAUACGUUUGAAUGGAACAAAGCCAACUAAUGGAUUUUUAGAAUUUUAUAAUGCAACAACAAAUGAAUGGAUACCAUCGUGUGAUCGAGCAUUUACCAUACGAAAUGCACAGGUGGUAUGUCGUGAACUUGGCUUUAAAAGUGCUAAUGUUUAUGAAUGGUUAACACCACGAUGGAAUUAUAAUCCAAAAAUAACAAUUCGAAAAAAUUAUGUUACACCACGGCAAUGUAUUGGAGAAGAAUUAAAGUUUGACCAUUGUCCACUACGUAUGAGUAAUAAUUUAAGUAUGUGGCAAUGUAUUGAUAAUGAACAUUUUAAUUAUAUAUAUUGUGAUGAAAAACCGACCCUAAACAGUAAUUAUAUUGGUAAUUGGGGUGGUAUUACAAUUACGCAUGAUAGCAUUGAUUAUGCACAAAGUAAUAAUACAACGACAGAACAAUCAGUACUAAGAAAUGUGGAAAUUGUUGGUGGUGGAUUAGGUCAUAAUGAAAGUAUUGACGUAGCUACGUUACUAUCAAUUGGACGUAGUCCGAUCUUCGAUCACGUAAACAUAACAAAUUCAUCAAUGCAUGGCUUACAGAUUCUCAUUCCAUAUAGAGAUAUAAUUCUGAACAAACUUAAUGUAACACAAAAUCAUGGCUAUGGCAUAAGCUUAUGGUUAUCAAAUUUACAGGGAUCAGGUGGUAAUUCAGCAAGUGUAUUAGGAAUGAUGAAUAUUAUACCGUAUAAUGCUCGUGGUUUAUUAGAUAUUUGCUCAGCACAAAAAGAAUUCGAAGUUUUAAAUCGUAUAAUAAUGUUUUACAAAUAUGAUUCGCAUACUGUUGAUUGUGUUAAAAUCUUUACAUCACCGGAACGAAGCAUUGGAUUUCGAUUUCUUUUGAUUAAUCCUUACGAUGGUUCUCAAAUGAAUUAUGGCCGUUUAGAUUCAGUAACACUUUACAGUGAUGCAAAAUUUACUCAAAUUAUACAUCAGUUUACUUCACAAACAUCAGACUGGUCGUUAAAUAUCCAAGCACAAUCGCUUUUGGCUAUACAUAUGAGAGCUAAUGCAGCCAAUGGAAUUUAUGGAUUUAUUGCUGAAAUUACUGUUGUUCCAACAUUAACACAAACAUAUGCUAUAGAUGAAGUUUUAAUACGAAAUAGCUACAUCGAGAGGAAUGACCGCGGUGCGAUAAUUUAUCGUAAUACAGGUGAAUUAGGACCUAAUCUUAUAAUUAGCAAUUGUAUGAUUCGGAAUAAUGGCUAUCAUUUAUUUGGUAAUAUCAGUACAACUACCUAUGCCAUUCAAUUGCAUUUUCAUAAUACAUUGUUCGCUCAAUUCCAUAACAAUUUAUUGAUGGAUAAUAUUGGUGGAUUAGGGAUGACUGCAUUAACAACAAGUCCAAUUGCUCGAUUAAGUGUAAUUAUCCGUGAAUGUGCUUUCAUGCAUAAUUCAAAUGGUACUAUUCUUACUUUUGUAGGAAAUGGUAAUCAGAAAUUAUGGUUAUUCAAUAAUCUGAUCCGAAGUAAUUAUGCAUUAUAUCACGAUACAGUACUGCUAAGAGGUAUUACGGCUAAUUUAACACUUAAUCUAUUCGCUAACAACACGGGCUUACAUAAUCUCGACUUACGACCUAAUUUACCUGAUUCAUUGGAUUUAUAUGUAUUGUAUAAGAAUUGGUUUUAUGAUAACGUUGCUGUUGGACAUGGCUAUCAGCGUCAGGAGCGAUAUGGAUAUCAACCGGAUUAUUUGGCUGAUGAAUUUAUGUCUCGACCAAAACGACAACUAAUAAUGGAAGACGGUGUAAGUUUUGAUUGGUGGACACAUAUUGGUACAGAAUCGGAACGUUAUCGAAGUACAGUAUAUGCAGGCAUUUCGAAUGUACUGUAUCGUGCAAAUGUAUUCAAUAAUCCAAUUAAUCCGUAUGAAUUAGUUGCGGGAAAAGCAAAUAGCCUAGAAGGACAUGCAAUUGAUGCAAGAGAAAAUUACUGGGGUUAUCCGGGAACAGUUAGUGUUGCAAGUGGAAAAAUUCGUGAUUAUCAUGAUUAUAAAUAUUUAAUUCGAGUGGAUUAUGUGCCAGUGCUUGAAUCCAAUGCAUCACUUGUUGAAGGUGACUGUCCAGCCGGAUGGUUUCAGAUCGGUAGAGAUGAAUUUAAAUCUUGUUUUCUAUACAGUGGUGCGGUAAGCACUUAUAUGGCUGCUGUCAAAUUUUGUCAGGAAAUGGAUGCAUUUGUACCAUAUUUACGAGUUGAUGAUAACAGACAAAAACAACUUGCAAAACGAAUCGAUGAUAUCAUACAUAUGCGAACAAACGAUAAUAUCGAUCGUUACAAUACUUUUACAGAUGUAUACGAUAGACAGGUAUGGAUCUCAGGUGUAACAGUUCCAUUAACACAAUGCGGUUGGUUAAGCACACGCACUGGUAAUAUUGGUACUCAGAAUUGCAAUAAUUUAUUGUCAUUUGUAUGUGAAAAAGGAGUGUUAUCAUACGAUGAGCCAACACUUUGGCGAGGUGGUAUAAUUAUUGCUAUAAUUGCAUUAAGUAUACUUUUAGUCAUCAUUUUACUCCUAGCUGUUUGUUGGUACAGGAAAUCAACAAAACGGAAAGAGGAAGAAGUAAGCCGGAAGGAAUGCAUCCGUGCUUCAUUAAGACUUAGUAAAUUAGCAAAUGAAUUACGGAAGAAUAAUGGUGACAACCGCCGAAUUAUUAACAAUAUGCCAACAAAUGAAAUGUUAAAUGGUGUUGAUUUGCAAACAGAUGAUGCAAUCAUGAAUGCACAUCGUAAUUUGGUUCACGGAAAGGAUAAUAAUCCAUGGUCAACAAUAACAAAACCUGAUUUAUCUACCGGAAUAUAUUCAGGAAAUAAUUCUGUUACUUCAUUUCUUGAUCAAAAUAUUAAAUGUCGUCCAUCUGCUGUAGAAUUAAACAAAAUAAAUUCUACUAUUGAUUCAUUAUGUUCUCGAAAUAGCUCGGAAAGUUUUACAUAUCAUAUGCCAUCAUCAGUAUCCAGGAAUUCGAUAUCACAAAAACCAAAUCCAUAUGCUGAAGUAUCAUUAAGUGUUUUUAACGCUUAUGGAACGAUCAAUAAUCGUACAGGUAACAAUAAUAAUCGAUCAGUGAUCGAUCGACAUAAUACGGACACAUCAACGUGUAGCACAAGUACGGACACUGUCACAUGUUCAACAUGUCAAGAUUGUAAUGAAUCAACGCUUACAGAACGAUCAUCAUGGAAUGAUACAAGUAGUGCUCAGUCAUCAAUCAUUUCUGAUCGAACUAUCCAACAUUUGAUUAAACCACUUCUUAAUCGAACAGAACAAUUGACAACAAAGGUGACAACAAGAGAUGACAUGUUACCUAAAACUUUUAUUGAUUCACAUCCACGAUCUCCAUAUAGUAAAUUAGUAGAUCUUCCACCACCGCCAUUAUUUAAUCCAAAAUUACUUGAGAUUUAUGGAACUUUAUCUGUUGUAUCAGAUGAAAGAGAUGGUGAAACAUCACUUAAACCGAUACGGACCGCACCACCACCGCCACAAACAUUACCACAAACGCCACAAUCACUAUCACUAUCAGCAACAAUAUUACCAUCAUUAUCAUCAUCAUUAUCAUCAUCAUCAUCAACAACAACAAUAACAACAACAACAACACCUUGUAUUGCUGCUACCUCAAUCAAUGAUCAAUUUGAUAUUCCAACUAUUUCAUCGCCACCACGGCGUUCAUUCUAUGAAACUACAACAGAAUUAGUUAAAAAUAGACCUUAUAGUAGUAGCUCAUCUUCAUAUAAAACAAAAAUUCGUCCUUCUAUUCCACCACCAAAUCCACCACCAAAUUAUGAAUAUAUUCGAAAUCCUCAAUCAAGUCAAUCACUUGUUGAUCUCAUUACACCAGCAGUACCUUAUCAACGAAGUAAUUCAACUGGUAAAGCAUUACCUAUCGAAACAUCAAUGUAA